UUGGGAAGAUGGCUGACUUGAGAUUAGCUAAAGGCUAAUAAAUACUUAGAAAAUAGUUUAACAGGCGAUAGCAUAAAUAGUGAAGGGAAAGAGGAAAGUUAGGACACUCUCAUAGUUCAUGUAGAUACGUCAGUAGCGUUUUAAGUCUAGAAUUACGCCCCUUUUCCUUUCUAUCGUUAAGAGUAACCGGAAAUAUUUGAGUAACUUUGGUCCGCUGUGUUGAAGUUGAACUGAUUGGUCUUGUAACGCAGUUAGGCCUACAUGAUUAGAUAAGGUGUACAAGUUUUAAGUCAGUGCACUUUGUAUAAAACUUAGUCCAGGGAGUCCGUAACUAUUCCUUCUGAAAGUUACAUUUGGAAAGCUAGCAGUAAACCAACAGCAUGGAAGACUUGGAUGCACUAUUAGCUGAUUUACAAUCAACAACAGCUCAUUUAUCACAACCUCAACAAAGUCAACCAGUCACUGUUAUAAACUCUAGAGCUAGCUCAUCUUCACAAGAUUCACGUGGUUCUACACCACCUCUUCCACCACCUCCAUCACAUGAAGUUCUAGAUUCUCUCCCAUCUAGAUCAAAUGAGCCAAUCUAUGAAGCACAGAAUUUUCAUGUUAAUAAAGGAGGUAUAAAUCAUCAACAACAACAACGAGAACCAGAGAUGUCAGGAGAAUUAAGUAGUAACCUUUCCGAAUUAGACCAACUGUUACAAGAUUUAAACUCAGCUCAAUUCAUGAAUGAAGUUGACAAGAAAAAUGCAGUUAAUAGUCCAGUGGUAAAUGGAAUGAACAGAGGUCCCCCUAAUGUAGCUCCCAAACCUGUCCGUGCUAAUGAGCGUGCUACUGUAGAAAGUUUACUGAAUGAAUUAGAUAGUUCGGUACCCCACCAAUCACCACAUAGUGGUGGUGUAAGGGGAGAUAACUACAGUCAAAUUACUACAACUCACACCCAUCAGGCAUACCAGGGUGAUGGACCAGUACGACCUUAUCAAGGUGCUUCUACAGCAACUAAAGAACUUGAUGACUUAAUGUCCUCAUUAUCAGAAUUUAAGAUUACCCAUCAGCCUCAGCCACAGAAUGUUCAGUCUGAACCAGCAUAUGCCAAACCUCAGAAAAGCAGAAACCAUUCAUCUACUUCUCCCACUAGCCCCACAUCUCGUAGUCCCCAAGGUCCUCUAAGUCCCCAAGGUCCACGCAGUCCUGUACAACAGAAUAACCAGUUAGAGACUAUGUUAGGUGAUUUACAGUCGGAUAUGAACAGACAAGGUGCUAGUGUUAAAACUAAAGGUGUUUGUGCUGCAUGUAAUAAAUCUGUUGUAGGACAGGUUAUAACAGCUUUAGGUAAAAUUUGGCAUAUUGAACAUUUUACUUGCGCUCAUUGUAAUGAAGAACUUGGUACAAUGAAUUUCUAUGAACGAGAUGGAUUAGCCUAUUGUGAAACAGAUUAUCAUAACCUCUUUGCUCCUAGAUGUGGCUAUUGUAAUGGUCCCAUUGUUGACAAAUGUGUAACAGCCUUAAACUCCACUUGGCAUCCAGAACAUUUCUUUUGUGCCCAGUGUGGUCAGCCUCUCGGUGAUGAAGGAUUCCAUGAAAAAGACGGCAAAGCUUUUUGUCGUGAUGACUACUAUUCCCUGUUUGCCCCAAAAUGUGGUGGAUGUGGGCGACCUAUUAUGGAUAAUUAUAUCUCAGCAUUAAACAGACAUUGGCAUCCUGAAUGCUUUGUUUGCUGGGAUUGCCAUGCUCCUUUUGGAGGAGGGAGUUUCUUCGAUCACGAGGGUUUGCCAUACUGCGAGACACAUUAUCAUGCCAAGAAAGGUUCUCUGUGUGCUACCUGUCAAAAACCAAUCACUGGAAGAUGUAUUACGGCCAUGUUUAAAAAAUUUCAUCCCGAACAUUUUGUCUGUGCUUUUUGUUUGAAACAACUCAACAAAGGAACCUUUAAAGAUCAGAACGAGAAGCCCUAUUGUCAUCCUUGUUUUGUAAAACUUUUUGGUUAAGAAUUUUGUAAACUUGGACUGAGGAUUGAUGUCCUAUUGGUCGAGAUUGUUUCACUUUGCUUUUAUUUUAUUUUUUUUAAUCAUUUAUUAAUUAAAACACUAAAAGUAAAAUGAAGAUCAUAAGUGAGAUAAUUUAAGAUUGCUUCUAUACCAAUUUGAUAUCAAUAUUCUUAAUCUUGUGUUCAUCUUCAAAAUGCUGUCUGUUAAUGCUAUUUUAUAGUUGUGGCAUGUAAUGCUUGUAUAUAUAAUCGACAUGUGCCUCACUAUAGAUGAUUAUUCAGUGUGUUAGUUAUUGUUCCCUGCCAGGCAUCGGACUAUUAAAAUGGGUUCGUCCGUUUGUCUGUCUGUCAUACUUUUUUUUAAUAUACAUGUAUCUAUUCUGAUAUUUACAUGUUGAUAUAUCUAGAUAUUUACAUGUAUAUUGAUAUAUCUAGAUAUUUACAUGUAUCUAUUUUGAUAUUUACAUGUAUCUAUAUUGAUAUUUAUAUGUAUUUUGGAUGUUUGCAUUUAAUAAAACUUGUACAUAAAAAGUAACAUCUUGCUAAAUACCAGAUAAUCAUUUAUGUAUGUAUAAAAUGUAUUACCUUAAAAUAACUUUACAUCUUAUCACAACUGUAUAAAGACACAUCAUCUGGACACAUAGUUUAUACCAUGUAUUUAACCUAAGUUUGUACAUACACAAAUAAAAAAUACCAUAUGCAUACAUCUAUUUUGAAUUUUUAAAUCAGCAAAAUUAAUGUGUAGAUGAUUUAGGUAUAAAAUGUGUAUAGGAGCUAAACUGCAUUAAUUAAGAUAAAUAAAGUGUAGAAUUGAGUUGAUCUGAUGUAUUGUUUGGAUCAGUGGUGUGGUGUAUGAUUAAGAGACGGUCUUAUGGGUGGAAAGUUAUUAUCUCAACACUGGUUUUAUCAAUGAACUUCGAAGUUUCAACCAAUACAGAUUGUAAUCCCACAAAACAAAUCAAAGUGGUCUAGUCAUAUUAAUUAUACCCUUCUGCUGUUAUGAUUCUUAGUCCUUUUGAUGUUUUCCGUGCCUUUAAACUUAGGCACUUAGAUGUUUGAUUAUCAGACACAAAAGAAAUAAUUUGAAUAAGAAGAUAUUUGGACAUUUUUGAAAAUCAGUUUUUGAAUAUUGAAUGACUAAUGUGACAUGAAUGUAAGACAAGUAAUUAUGUAAUUAACUCUACACAUGAUGUAUGUUAACAUUAAUUUAAUCAUUGUAUAGCCGCUUUGAGUAUAUUCACUUUCAUUUCUAAUGAUAAUAAUUGUCUAGCACCUAUAUUCACUGUCAUAGUAUGAUGCAUUACGUUAAUCAAAUUAUAUAUCUUAUUAUUGAAAGUGGUUGAUUUUAUCUCCGUCAUAACAAUAAUUAUGUUAAAUGUAAAAUAGUAAACUGAUAACUUGAUUUAAAGAUGUGCUUCUUCUUCAACAAAUGUAUUAAUAAGUGGAAACGAUAAAAUCUAUGGUCAAGCAAUCAGAUCUAAAUUAGCUUAUAUAAGCCACAGUAAAUACAACAAGCAUGGGCUAAAAUGUAACAGUCAGUGGCCCAUGGUACCUGUAAUUGACAAAUUUAAAUAAUUAAAUAUAAAUGAAUUUAAAAAAUUAAAUAUAAACAAAUUUAAAAAAUAAGGAAACUAUUUUAUUAUUUUGGUUGGUUAGUAAAGAAGAAGUACUGAAAGAUAAUUGAUUAUGAAUACUGAGUCAAAAAAUAAAAGCCAUUGUGGACAGACAGAAUUAGUGCACACUGUGUGUCGAAAUAAACUAAACAUUCUUGGAUCCAAUAUUUUUGAUAAAAAAUUAAAAUCUAACGAAAAAUGGUAAAUAGAGGUUAGAUUUAAGUACAAUAUACAUUGUUUAGAAAAUAAUAGAGAUCAUUGAUUCUUCCCUAUUACAUUUCACAGUAUUGUUAUUAAAUAAUAGAUUUAUAGACCAAUAGUUUAAGUGCUUGUGGGACUUAAACUGAACCCAGGAUAUUCAUACAGUUAAUGUCAUAGAAUCAUCAUGCAUUUAUUGUUAAUGGAAUGACAGAUGCAAACGUAUAAACUUUCCCGAUGUCUAUCAAGUAAUGUAUUUAUAUUAGAUUACUGUAUUAUAUAUCUGUAAUAUAUUGUGUAAUAGUAAAUGUAUUGUGACAUGUGCCUUUAAUGGACCUGUGUUUGUUAGCUGCAGUUACAUAUGAUUUGAUUGUAUUAAAUUCAAACAUUAAUUUCUCAGUUUAAUGAAAUAGAUAUUUUAUACAGAUGCUUCUUCUGGGAGUAUUUUACAGCCCAUAAAUAAUUCAGAAUAACAAUUUUAAUAUUUCAAAAUGAUUAUUGAUCAAUGUAUAACAUGAAUCAGUCGUGUGGAUUGACUUCAUAUUUUAUAAAAGAACUGAUCUGCAGUCCAUGAUUUCUAAUUUUUUGAGGGGACAGGGAGACUAGAGAAUUAUGAGGUGUUUUUUUUAUAACAUUUAGAGAGAAAGUGUGAUAGAUAACAUAUAUAUAUAAAGUAAUAGUUUGAUAACAUAAGUCUUCCAUUACACAGUUAAACUGUUUUGAUAUUUUUAUAUUAUAAUACCUACAAUAUAUAUCAUAUUACCUACUUAAUAAUUAAUGAAUGAUAUUCUAAAUGUGUAAUUUGCCACAAAUUUACAUCAAGAAAAAAGUAAUUUACAUAUAUAUUUCUUACAUGUAUAUACAUAACAGUGGUCACAUCUGUAUAGUGUAUUUGAUAUUCAUUUAGAAUUUUAUUCCAAUUUUCUCUAUUGUACUAAAAUUUUGAAAAAAAUAUUAAAAUUCUAAUAAAACUAGCACAGAGAAUAUCAAAAACACUAAACAAGUUUUGUAUAAAGAAGAAAAUUUUAAUGCUUUAAUAAAAUUAUUUUUAUCAUUAAUAUUAUAUUGGUUUUUUUUUUUCCUUGUUUUUUCUUUCAAUUAAUCAACUAUCUGCUUCUUUAGUUUUAAUAACAGUUUACACGCCGCACAAGUGCUAAGCAUUUAUAGUCUCUGUACAUAUGUUCUAAUAAUAAUACAUUACACACCUUACAGAAAUUAUAACCAUGUUCUAGUAAUAAUUGAAUAUAGACAUAUCGCUUUUAUUUUCUGUAUUGAAAUGUUACAUGUUAAUAUACAUUUGGUAUUUAAUUACAUCUCACAAAAGUAUACAUGAUCAAUAGUAUUUUGAUUUUGUUUUGUACUAAGAUCCUUAGUAAAUGAUUAUGCUAUUGACAAAAGGUAUCUGUCUAAGAUAACUGUCUACAAUUCAACAAAAUGCUCCUAAAGUUAGAUUUGUGUUUACAUUUAUAUACAAAUGUAAAAUGGUAAAGUAAAAAGCUCUUUAAAUUGUGUAAUAAAAUAGUUACUGAGUAGAAUUAGCACGAUUGUUUGUCUGAUUUAUGUAAUGUAAGAACAUUUUGUGAAAAGAUUAUAUUUCAUAUACAUGUAGUAAUCAGUCUUUCUGAUCCACCACUACAGAACAUACAUACAUGUGCGAUUUUCUUGAAAGGUGUCAGGUCGUCAGAUUUCAUAGGUUAACAAAAGGUUAUUCAGUAAUAUGAAACAACAGCAGUAUACACAUGUAACCUGGAAAUUGUCAGUUCAAAAGAUUUCUGAGUUUAACAAAAGUUUUGUUGGUUUUGUAACAUGUGGGUUUAGCCCAGUAUAUUAUUAUCAUUUAUUUAACCUGCAUUGUUUGUUAAUAUUGAUAAUCUAAAUCUAUUGUAUUAUAUAAUCAGCUUUAAAUAUGUACAGGCUUUUAUAUAAUACCAAGCAGUGACCUUAAUUAUAUUCAUAUAUAUUACUCUUAUUAAAAUUAUUAAUCAUUGACAAUCUAUAAGAAAUAUGUGAUUAAGGCUAUGCCAUUUGUCUCAGUCAUCUAGGCUUUUGACUACUGCUACAUUCUUUGUCUAAAUCACUUGAAUGAAUUUCUUUCUAUUAUUAUUAUUUAAUAUUUGAUUUGUGUAUGUUCUUGUUAACUGUAUUAUUAUUUUCUAGAAUGUAGCUUUAUUAAAUUUAUUUCAAUGGUGUUUUUAUUUUUAAGUGCUAGCUUAAUGGUUAAAUUUUGCAUAUGAAAUAGUUAAUUAAGAUAUUAGUUUAUGCAUAUAGUUUAAUUUUGAUAUGUUUAUUAGUAGUAAACUUAAUGUCUUUCUAUUUUUAUUAUGUAUGAUAUAGAUGUUAUUAAAACAAUGAUUUAAACAGUCUGUUUUUAUUAUAGUUUUCCCCAUGCAUUUCUAGUCAUGCCACUGAAAGCCAGGAGAAUAAUACUCCAUUAAAUUAUCAUUAGUGUGAUUUAAAGGUCAAAAGACAAACAUUUAGUUAUUAAUAUCUUGAUGAUGUACCAAGCUCAGACUCCCACCAGUGUUGCAUCAAUAUACAUACUAUACAAUGUUCUUGGAAAACCUUAAAAGUAACAAUACUGUUAUAAAUUUUAGAACAGAGGUGGGGCUAGAGCUUUAUUUUUAUAUUGCAGAUUAAAUGAACUAAUUUUGUAGUAUGUUAUCAUAUUUCAUCAUACCUGUAUUAGUGAAAUUCAUCAUUAAUUAUCUACACAUCACAUGCGAAUAUAACAUUCUGCGCAGUUAGCUUUAAUAUGCUUAUUCUGUUUCAUGAAAUGUUUGAUAUUUAUUUCCAUCUAAUAAAUUUGACUAAUUAUUUUCCACUAUUACCAUUGGGAGUUUUAUUUUUAAAUUCUUUUUAGCACCGCUCUUUAAUGUCUGCAUCUGCCUCUUUGUUGAGUAGCAGUUCAAUCUACACAGAUUUCGUGUUUUAUGUGUUUUCAUAUUUCUGCUUCAGAAAAAUAAAUUGUUUAUUUCAAA
Molecule: messenger RNA, 6776 nt
Organism: Patella vulgata (common limpet)
Lineage: Eukaryota; Metazoa; Mollusca; Gastropoda; Patellidae
Product: paxillin
Exons: 10
Coding region: 381-1988 (535 amino acids)
Biological process (GO): actin cytoskeleton organization; muscle structure development
Cellular component (GO): Z disc; stress fiber; adherens junction
Molecular function (GO): actin binding; muscle alpha-actinin binding
Source: RefSeq, a predicted model, not a curated record